AUGCAGCCUCAUGAACACCUCCACAGACUCUCCAGGCGGGCCGGCAGGGAGCGACUGAGAAACUCCACGGCCUGUGAGACGUGUCGGCAAAGAAAGGCGAAAUGCGACGGCGGUCGUCCUGCAUGUGCCAGAUGUCGGGUUAAGGGAGCUUCAUGUACGUAUAGUCGUGACUUCCUUUCCGCCAAACGACAGAGCAAGCACCACCCUUCGGUUGAGCACACUCCGCGCAGUCUUGUUUCUGUCGCGGUCACGCCCCCAACCUUGCCAGCUACCCAGUUGGAGACGCCACCAACGACGGAGAUAUCCCCUAGGACAGAGCUUUUGCAUAAGAGCAAUAGCGCGGAUGCGGAUUCAAGCAAUGAUUACUACUCGGCCCACGGGCGAUUCGCUGGCGAAGUCGCAAUUGCCAUCGAGGAGAGAACAGGACGUGCUGGGGGAGACACCACUCGCCUUGUUCCUUUUGUGGAUGCCCCAUUAUUUGGAGAUCCUAACCUUGACUCUACCGCCGAUAGUGCUGGCCUAGCCCAUGAAAUGCCACCUCGUUCAUACGCCGAUCGCCUAGUCGGUAUAUAUUGGCAGCAUGUCGAUCCGAUGGAGCCAGUCUUGGACCGGGUCCAAUUCUUCCGUGACUAUGAUUUGUGGUACUCGACGUGUGGUGAUGUCUCCAACCGUGCCGGUCGUGAUGUUUGGUUAAGUAUAGUCAAUGUUGUGUUUGCCUUGGCAGUUCAGAGGCAAGAAUUAAUGCCCCUGCAAACGCGAAAUCAAGAGGGCAAUCGCUUUUUCCAGCGUGCAUGGACUCUUCUACGUCCAGAAUCUAUUAUUUGGAACCCUGGCUCGCUCGAGAUUAUCCAGUGCUUGAUGCUUCUCAAUAGAUACCUUCACUGCACGAACAGCCCAGAUAAGACCUGGAUGACGGCGGGACUAGCAUGUCGAAUGUCCCAGAAUAUGUGUUCUCGCCCUCAGGCAACUCUGUCGAGCGAGGACAGCAGCAAAGACAGGAAAAUAAGAGAGCGUGUCCUGGCUGGGUGUAUCGCGCUCGAUCGGUGUGUUUCCUGGUCGCUGGGCCGAACUGCGGCGCCUUCCAUGGCUUUUCUACCACGUUGGCUCGAUUGUAUGCCUUCGAACGGCAACGAAUCACAUAGUCGGGGACAUGAGGAGGAUCUCACGCGGGCAAUGGAGUUCAAUGAAAUUGCCCACCAAAUCCAACUGGCUCAGACCGAGACACGAAAUCCUCUGGCUGCCCGACUAGGCUUACCUCGUCCCUAUUCACAAGACAAUUAUCAUUCCGUGUCUACCCAACUAGACGCAUGCUUAAGCAAAUUGGAGAAUGGCCUCCACCCUGAUUGGAGGUCGGAUAAUCUUCAAAACAUCACCAACCGGGCUUCUCGAGCUGAAGCGUAUCUGUUUCAUCUUCGGCUGGCCCAUUAUCGAAUCGUUUUGCUCAGACCAAUGCUCGCACGCUUCUACCCAAGAAUCUCACAUCCGAAAGCAGGGCAGAUGGCAUCUUACAUUCCCACUAUGGAUGAUCGGAUAGUGAGAGAAUGCGCCGAAUCGUGUAUCGAGGCUGCGCAGAAGCUGGCGUCAUUGACCGCCGAAACAAUCGAACCGUACGAAUCGAUGGGCCUCCUGCCGUGGUGGUACCGAGUAUACUACUUACACAUAGCGGGCACUAAUUUCCUGGCCGCCAUGUUCACAUCGGAUCUGUUCAACGAGUCGGUGUCGCAAUCCUGGCAGAACGUUCUAUCUGCCCUCCGCGCACAUGAGCACCUAAGUCCGUAUGUCUCGCAGUGCAUCAAGACAUUUGAGACGCUUUCUUCGAGGAUUCUGAAUGCGCAAUAUCCUGGAACAAAUGACAGCCACCCUUUGCCGCUUAAUGAAGAGACGCCUUGUUUUACUUUCGACGAUAUACUGCAGGAUCUCGAUUUCCAAUUUGAUCCCUUCCAGCUCGGUAUUGACAUGUUUGAAAACGAACAUGAGUGA
Messenger RNA from Aspergillus steynii IBT 23096, 1980 nucleotides. Its product is annotated as putative transcription factor. The transcript has 4 exons. The record is from RefSeq and is a predicted model, not a curated record. Gene Ontology annotation, biological process: DNA-templated transcription; positive regulation of transcription from RNA polymerase II promoter by galactose. Gene Ontology annotation, cellular component: nucleus. Lineage: Eukaryota; Fungi; Ascomycota; Eurotiomycetes; Eurotiales; Aspergillaceae. Gene Ontology annotation, molecular function: DNA-binding transcription factor activity, RNA polymerase II-specific; zinc ion binding; RNA polymerase II cis-regulatory region sequence-specific DNA binding. Bases 1 to 1980 code for a protein of 659 amino acids.